AUGACAUCACUGGAUGAGCUUCUGGUAAAGCAACACCAGUUAAUGAAUUCCAUUCAACGUACGCUACCAAAUUUCAAGAAAAUGGGACAAGCUAAGAUGACAUAUGCUGUGGUGCAGGGCAAAAUUACGUUCUUGAAGAAGAAGUUCUCGCUAUGCCAGGAUCUGGACGCGAAAAUUCUUUCGCACGUCGACAUCAAGGGUAAGAAGACCUACGUCUCAGAAAACCACUUCGUCGCUUAUGAAGACGCUGUCGAGGAAGCACUGGACUACCUGUCGGAGGCUCUCGUUAAACUCACUAGCACCGGUAAACCCGGAGACCAAACCGUGAGUCAUAACUCUGAUUCGUCUACUAAUCCAUCGCCUCAACUUUCGCGGAUCAGCUUGCCGACUUUCAACGGAACUUUCAACCGUUGGGAAAGCUUUCGCGAUCGAUUUAAAGCAAUUAUUAUAGAUAAUCGCAAUCUCACGAAUGUCGAUCGACUGCAAUACUUAUGUUCAAGUUUAUCGGGCGAUGCAAGUAACGCGCUCAAUAAUCUCGCGAUUACCGAUGCUAAUUUCGCUGUCGCAUGGGACAUUCUUACGUCGCGUUAUGAAAAUAAGUGCCGCUUGAUCAACGGCCAUUUACAAACUUUGUUCUCACUGUCGCCGGUCUCGUCCGAAACCUUCAAAGACCUUCAAACGUUGCGUGACACAACGAAUAUGUCGAUUCAAGCGCUCAAAAACCUCGGUUGUCCUGUCGAUAGGUGGAGCGAAAUUUUAGUGUUCCUUAUCUCUCAGAAAUUAGAUAAAUCCUCCAGAAAAGCGUGGGAAUUGCGAUUAGGCGAAACCGUCGAUUAUCCUCCGUACGCCGAGUUAGAUAAAUUUCUAGAAUCACGUAUUCGCGCUCUUGAAGUUAUCGCGCCGUCUAAAUCCGACAAUACGGCUAAUUCGCAAAAAUCGACUAAAACAAAAUCGAUCGCCUCUCAUUCGGCCACAACUGCGAAUCCAUCGUGUCCGAUCUAUAAAUCGUCGCAUUCGUUAUUUCAGUCUUUCUCCGCCUAUACUCCAUUGCAACGCUACGAUUAUAUUAAAAAGGAAAAUCGUUGCAUAAAUUGUCUUGGGUGCAAACAUUCACAGAAAAAUUGUAAAAGCGUUCGGUCAUGUAAGACUUGUCAUCAACGGCAUCAUACUUUGCUCCAUUUCACGGAUGAUUCAAAGCCUAACAAGGGGGAAUCGGCCUCAAUCGUUGAAUCAAAGGAUGUAAAACCGAAUAACGAAGUCGCAUCACAUUUGAUGUCGAAUAUCAUGAUGCCGAGAUCGACAAUACUUUUGGCCACCGCUCGCGUUCGCAUAUACUCGCCGCACGGAUGCUGUGUUCGUGCUCGCGCAUUACUCGAUCAAGGCUCCGUCGCCACGUUAAUCUCGUCGAACAUCGCUCAGUACUUACGCCUAGCAAAGGUGAAGCGCAUAACGCGUAUCACCGGAAUAGGAGAAUCGCAAUCGGUAUCGCGUUAA
Messenger RNA from Camponotus floridanus (Florida carpenter ant), 1494 nucleotides. RefSeq lists its product as uncharacterized. The transcript has a single exon. Lineage: Eukaryota; Metazoa; Arthropoda; Insecta; Hymenoptera; Formicidae. Bases 1 to 1494 code for a protein of 497 amino acids. The record is from RefSeq and is a predicted model, not a curated record.